Phytomonas sp. EM1 is the source of this 1269-nucleotide messenger RNA. The record is from the annotation of a GenBank genome assembly. NCBI's taxonomy places the organism in Eukaryota, Euglenozoa, Kinetoplastea, Trypanosomatida, Trypanosomatidae.
AUGCUUCCCUUGGAUGUUCAACGCGCGAGGUCUUACGGUAUUGGUAGCCCCUACCAAUCUAUCGAGGAUGUAAUGAUCCAGGAUCCAUUCAAUGCCUCUAACCGUAUCGUAAACCGCACUAAGACCACAAUUUCUUUUUCUAACAUUCCCGAGGUGCUUUUUGACAUAAAGAAGUACCAGAACUCCCGCGGCUUAGAAUCUGGUGGCUGGGGGUAUGACUUACCUCUCUUAGACUCGUUGUUGCUACCAGCGCUGCUAUGGCUCAUUGCACUUCUCGUGAUGCGCUAUCUCUGUCGGGAGCCUAUUGCGCGCUUCGGCAUGUAUAUGGGCGUCGUCACGGAGAACAAGGAGCGCUACAGGCGUCGUCUAGCAGAAGGCAAGCGCGGUACCGCCGCGCUGUCGGCCAGGAACCAGAAACGGCUCUAUAAGUUCCAAAAUCAGGUUUGGCUGAGUACCUGCUACAUUGUUUCUUCAAUUUUUGGGUAUUUAGUGCAGCGUGAUAAACCGUGGUUUACCUUCCCGAUAAACGCAGAAAGUGGAGUACACUUCUUGAUUCCGCACCCUUACAACCCUCCACGGGAAAUCGUGAUUUAUUACUAUUAUAGUUUGGCCUUUUAUGCCUCUGAGCUUUUGUCCAUAAUUUUUUUUGAGAGGCAUAUCCGACGAUCUGACUUUCUAGAGUAUUUCAUCCAUCAUAUCUUCACCAUGACACUGAUUGGGGGUUCAUUUAUAGGCUGGGAACACAGAUAUGGAGCCUACGUCAUCUUUAUUCACGAUAUCUCUGAUAUUAUGCUCUGUGUGUCCAAAGUUUUCCACUACAUUAUUGAAGAGGAGCAGCGAAGGGUAAGUCGGGCUGCAAGGAAGCGCCAGGCAUACCGCUCUCCGAAAAUGUUCAGGAUCCUUGGGGAUAAAUUCGAGAAGUGUUGCUUUUUUGUGUUCGUCACGGGAUUUGUGUAUUUCCGCUUAUAUUGCCUCCCCAUGUUGGGCAGGUCCUCAUUCGGUAUGACACCAAAUUUGCGCUACGGGAAUUUUAACCUCUGGCUCCUGAUAAUACUUCUGAAUGUGUGUCUUCAGAUUCUCCACCUGUAUUGGACUAGUCUAAUUAUCAAGAUGAUCAUCGCAUUCCUGAAAGAUGAGGAACUCACGGAUAUUCGCUCUGAGCCUGAUGAGUUGGGUUCUGAUGAGCCGGAUUAUGUACCGUGGGAUGCACCACCUCGUCUCAACGAUAAAGUGAGUGAGUUGAUGCACAACUCUCAUAAGAAAAUGUGA